GACAAGGAUCCAGCUAUGGCUAUGAAUGCCUUAUACGCAAAACGAGUAGCUAUACUGCUUCUGAUUCUGGUACUUGAUCAUCUUCUUCAAGCAAACUCGGCUUCAUUAAUCGAACCAGAUCCAGGAACUGUAGUUUCCGGUAGGAGGAAGCUUAGAAAGCUGCCACCACCACCGGCGCCUAAGUUAAGUGGAGCUCCGCAUUAUAUGUUCUCUGAUCCACCUCCGCCACCAUCAACGACACAGAUGCGGAGCACAGCUCCAAAUUUACGCACGGUACCCAAGCCGACACCUCCGGCACCAAAGCUAAGUCCAACACCGAGGUACCGUAGUAUUCAGUCACCGCCGCCGCCGCCGCCGGCGGUGCAAGGACGAAUUUCGAACUGUACAAUCGCUCCACCACCGCCUGCCUGAGUGCGUCAUCUGCACCGCGUUUCCUUUUGAAGAAAAUAAUUUUUAUUUUGAAAACAUAUUUUCAGAUUUUACCAUUUAAUAAUCUGUAUUAUAAUAAGUUUAUAGAAUGCUAUUUACUAAAUAAGAGGUUCGGUUAGAAAAUCAAAUUUUAU
This is a messenger RNA of Lactuca saligna, 563 nucleotides long. Lineage: Eukaryota; Viridiplantae; Streptophyta; Magnoliopsida; Asterales; Asteraceae. The record is from the annotation of a GenBank genome assembly.